This is a messenger RNA of Helianthus annuus (common sunflower), 1310 nucleotides long. RefSeq names its product GEM-like protein 6. The transcript is spliced from 3 exons. Lineage: Eukaryota; Viridiplantae; Streptophyta; Magnoliopsida; Asterales; Asteraceae. The record is from RefSeq and is a predicted model, not a curated record. Bases 82 to 696 code for a protein of 204 amino acids.
CAUCACCCAACAAAUUUGGCAUUAAGAGAGCACCAUACCUGCAAAUAAGGAACCAAGCUACAGCAAUUUCGACAACACGAUAUGGAUAACAGACUCCCAGAAGUUGCCAUGUGCAUUCCAACCAUAUCAACAAAGGGACUACUUUUGUCCCCUCAUCAGCCCCAUUACCCUCUUCUUACUUCUUCAAAAAUAAAUGGUGCAGAAAGAGAGAGUUCUGCAGUCUCGAAAAUCCAUGCGGGCUUUGGACCCAAGCUAAUAGAAAUAAUUAAACACAAGUUAACUUAUGGUUCCAAGAUCCUACCACUUGGCCGCGGAGGAAAAAUCUUUGAAAAGAGUUUCAGUAUCAAGGAUGGUGAGAGGUUGUUGCAUGCUUCUCGAUGCUACAUAUACACUACAGCUGGUGCGAUCUCCGGCAUACUCUUCAUCUCUACCGAAAGGGUUGGCUUUUGCAGUGAUAGGUCCCUCAAAACAUAUUCUACGACAGGGAAGCUGUUAAAGUUCCAAUAUAAGGUAUCUAUUCCGUUGAAAAAGAUAGAUGGAGUAGGGGAGAGCACGGACUUGAAGAGGCCAUCUAACAAGUAUAUGGAGUUGGUAACGGUGGAUGAUUUCAACUUUUGGUUUCUGGGCUUUCCAAAUUACAAGAAAACCAUAGAAUUUCUUCGUCAGACACUCAGUCAUGACUGCUUAAGUGAUUAGUCUAGAACAAUGGAGUCCAAGCAUGGCUUUCAUAUUUACAACACGUAUGUUGCAAGCCUCAAGUGGCGUUUGAAGUCAUUUCGAGACAAUUGAGGCGAAGUUUUGUACAGCUUGCCAGGUUCAUGCAUGUAUGGCUUUAAAGUACAGGAGUCCUAUUGAACAGUUGGGCAUAAUUGGUAGUUUUGUACAUAGAAGGAGCAGAAGACAUUUUUGUGCAUAGAUCUAGUAGCAAAUUGAAUAUGAAGAUCAAGAUAAUCAAGUCCAUCCGAUUCGGGUUCGGGCUGGUAGCUUUUAUUUGUUUUAGUUUGUUAAUGGGUCAAAACAGUUUAUUUGUUUUAAGUUUAUGUUUAGAACAUUGGGCCAGAGGCCAUGUUAUGUAUUGGGUCAAACUCUAGAAGUCCAUUAGGUUUAAGAUAUUGGGUUUGGGUUGUGCAUAUGAUGGAACGGUGUGAGUUUACAUAUAACCGCAUGUACGGUUAUUUGGGAAACGACGUAUCCCUGCAGCAAGAGUCACAACCGUUGAAGACGCACCUGUUCGUAUCAUAUAAAUGCACGGCUUCAUUCCCAGUUUCAUGUAACUGCAAGAUUUGUUUAUAAAAGUUCAGUUUGUUCAA